AUGAUACUCGUAGCCAAUGCUAAUGAGGAUGACCAAGACAGCUAUACUGCCGGCAGGAUGGCAGGUUCCGCACAGGAGGAAGCCAGAGUGCUAGGUGCGUGGACACCAUCCACACUGCAUUCAUCAUCAUAUGAGAAGCUCGCGCAAAAGAAACCUAAACUUACGGAUCAUCUCUCAAUCACCAUAGGGCCCAUUAUGAUCAUAAUAUUUGACAUUGUGGUCCCCUGCAUAAUAUACUACAUUUGGUUCGAUAUCCAUCGAUCCCACUGGAAGAGCGCCUGUCGAUCCUACGAGGCAUGCCGUUUCACGAAGCCUGAAUUCGACAAGCAGGUCUUAGGCUACGCUAUUAUCUCCUUUGGCUUAGGCGAGCUCUACAUUCUGAUUGCCCGGGUCUGUCGCCUUCUUUGGCACCCAGAUGAGUGUGCUCCUUUGCUAUCACGCUCGCGAUGGGAACUCGAUGCUACAUCCUGGGUAUAUGGUGUGGCCAUGAUUUGCGCCUUAAUUCCAUUCGUUAUCGGUAGCAGCAAGGAACUCCCCGAGCUCUAUCUCUACUCCCCGGGGGUCCUCAUGGCAUUUCUCGGAAUCCUGAUGCUCAUCACUCUCAUCCCGCUGAAGAUUCCCAUUGGUAUCAACUCACAGGCAAAGGGGACGCCAUUGCGGCCGUUGGUAUACUACGCGGCUGAAGACUUCAUAGCUGUUGAUGGCUUGCAGGAUCGCGAGUUCCGCAUACGGUACAAUGCACGUUAUGAUUCGUCAAAGGCUUUCAGGCGCAUGCUUCUCGGUCUCACUAUCUGGUGGAUCUUUGGAGUCUGUGUCUAUUUAGGGAGCUUAUCGGCCAUAAUAUGGAUCAUGGAAUUCCACUAUGCGUUUGGAUUAUCCCUAGGGAUUCUCUUCGCGUAUAUUCUUAUUUGGGCAGCAGUGUCAUAUAUCUGGCUGCAGAUCGGAAUAAAUCGAGAGCGCAAGGUACAGGAGAUAUCCGUAUGA
Messenger RNA from Penicillium cinerascens, 984 nucleotides. RefSeq lists its product as uncharacterized. Bases 1 to 984 code for a protein of 327 amino acids. The transcript has a single exon. The record is from RefSeq and is a predicted model, not a curated record. NCBI's taxonomy places the organism in Eukaryota, Fungi, Ascomycota, Eurotiomycetes, Eurotiales, Aspergillaceae.